AUGGUAGCAAUAUUUCUUCACAUUUUGGCACAUGAUGUUAAGAAUAGGAUAAUUAAAAGGCAAUUCAUGAGGUCUGGUGAAACAAUUAGCAGGCAGUUCACCCAUGUGUUGUUGGCUGUAUUACGGUGUCAUACAGUUUUAUUUAAACGACCCGAGCCAGUACUCGAGAACUCAACGGACGAAAGGUGGAAGUGGUUCAAGAAUUGUUUGGGAGCUCUUGAUGGGACACAUAUAAAGGUUAAUCCUUUACUAGCUGAUAAGGCUAGAUACCGCACUCGGAAGGGAGACAUAGCAACCAAUGUCUUGGGGGUUUGUUCACAAGAUGGUCAGUUUAUUUAUGUACUGCCUGGAUGGGAAGGAUCGGCUGCAGAUUCAAGGGUCCUCAGAGAUGCCAUAUCUCGUAAUAAUGGUUUACGGGUGCCAAAAGGUUACUAUUACUUGUGUGAUGCUGGGUACAUGAAUGCAGAAGGUUUCCUUACACCAUAUAGAGGGCAAAGAUAUCAUCUCAGUGAGUGGAGAAAUGGGGCACACCCAACAACACCGCAUGAAUUUUUUAACAUGAAACACUCUUCGGCAAGGAAUGUAAUAGAACGCUGUUUUGGGAUGCUGAAGGGGCGUUGGGCGAUAGUGAGGUCGAAGUCAUUUUAUCCGGUUAAGACGCAAGUGAGGAUUAUAACUGCAUGUUGCUUGCUUCAUAACCACAUCAGAAGAGAAAUGACAUUUGACCCUUUAGAGGAUCGUGAAGUGGAUAAUGCACAUGUUGAAGAGGAGAUGGCAGCAACCGAUUUGAUCACUCAUGUGGAGUCAUCUAAUGCAUGGUCACUUCGGAGGGACGAUAUGGCGCAACAGAUGUGGAACACGUGGAGGAGGCGUGGUUGA
Gastrolobium bilobum is the source of this 879-nucleotide messenger RNA. RefSeq names its product protein ALP1-like. The transcript has 3 exons. The record is from RefSeq and is a predicted model, not a curated record. Bases 1 to 879 code for a protein of 292 amino acids. NCBI's taxonomy places the organism in Eukaryota, Viridiplantae, Streptophyta, Magnoliopsida, Fabales, Fabaceae.